GUCAAUUUUCAGUUUCCAGUCAUAUUUAUAAAAUUGCAUUCAUCCAGUAUCUAGUACCUACCUUCUCAAACUAUUAGUCAUGAUUCUUGAUUUUUAACCAAUUUGUUUUUAAUCAUUGAGUUUUAAAUAAAAACUGAGUUUUAGAAUUGUUGCUUCUAAUUUGCAAUGGGUGCCGUAUUAGGACUUUGUUCAGCGGCUCAGUUGGCAUGCUGCUGUGGUAGUGCUGCAUGCUCUUUGUGCUGCUCAGCGUGUCCAUCAUGCGCCAAUUCCACUUCCACACGCCUCAUGUACACCCUGAUGCUGCUAUUAGUAAUGGUGGUAGCAUGUGUAACACUUGCACCAGGAUUGCAUGAACAAAUGAAAAAGGUACCAUUUUGUGAAAAUUCAACUGGAAUAGUUCCAGGGAAUUUUAAAGUUGAUUGUGAUCAAGCUGUUGGUUACUUGGCAGUAUACAGGAUUUGUUUUGCAGCAUGUCUCUUUUUCGUUCUCAUGGCUUUGAUAAUGAUUGGAGUGAAAUCAUCAAAGGAUCCCAGAGCUGGUAUACAAAAUGGGUUUUGGGGAAUCAAAUACUUGGUUGUUAUUGGAGGUAUCAUCGGUGCUUUCUUCAUACCUGAAGGACAGUUUGCUUCAACCUGGAUGGUGUUUGGUAUGAUAGGAGGCUUCUGUUUCAUUGUCAUCCAACUAAUAUUGAUUAUAGACUUUGCACACUCAUGGGCUGAAAAAUGGGUUUCCAACUAUGAAGAAUCGCAAUCACGUGGCUGGUACUCGGCGCUGUUGUUGGCCAUGCUAUCAUGUUAUGCUCUCACACUUACUGGCAUAGUUCUUCUCUAUGUUUACUAUACUAAGCCGGAUGGAUGUGAUCUGUCCAAGUUCUUCAUUUCUUUCAACCUCAUCCUGGUGGUGAUUGCGAGCGCUAUAUCUAUCUUGCCUUCAGUGCAAGAAUAUCAACCGCGCUCCGGUCUUUUGCAAUCCGCAGUAGUUUCACUUUACGUGAUGUACCUCACCUGGUCAGCGCUGUCCAACUCUGCUGGUGAAUGUAAUGCCAGCAUUUCUACCACGAACGAGGAGACUAAAGAAGAUAUUUACUGGUCAUCCUUCGACAAGCAAUCUAUCAUCGGUCUUGUUAUAUGGGUAUGCAGCGUUCUGUACUCUUGUGUGAGAACAGCUUCUUCUUCCUCGAAGAUUACUAUGUCGGACCAUAUUCUUGCAAAGGAAGGCAGUGGAGGCCAAGGAGGGCUCAUUGCUAACGAAGAAGGCGACGGUGGGGAGGCGGGGCGGGAGGAGACCAAGGUGUUCGAUAACGAGGGGGACGAUGUAGCCUACUCCUGGACGUUCUUCCACGUCGUGUUCGCACUCGCCAGCUUGUAUAUCAUGAUGACACUGACCAAUUGGUACAACCCAAGUUCUCAGCUAUCUAAGGAGAAUGUGGCGUCGAUGUGGAUCAAGAUCACGUCGUCGUGGCUGUGCGUUGGCCUCUACGUGUGGACCCUGGUCGCACCCGCCGUCUUUCCUGAUCGUGACUUCAGUUAAGGACAUAUACCGCUAUAACAAGUUAUUGAGAUUCACCCAGUAGAUAUAGAUGUACCUUAUUGCAUAUUAUUAUGGAUCUCAUCUUUUGAACUUAAGUUUCUUAUCUCAUGUAAUUCUUCAAAAUUGUAUUCACUAGCAUUGUAUUAAAGUAAUAAAAAAAAAUCUAAAAAAUUAAAUACGAGAUAAUGCUUAAAAAUGUUUGUCAACACCAGCAACUCUAAAAUACAAUGUAUUUAAUUAAUUUCUUUAGUUUAAGUGAACUUAUUAGUUUGUAGAAAAAAUAUUUUUUAAUCCUUAUGAAAACUGAUAAUGUAAUAAAA
Molecule: messenger RNA, 1850 nt
Organism: Nymphalis io (European peacock)
Lineage: Eukaryota; Metazoa; Arthropoda; Insecta; Lepidoptera; Nymphalidae
Gene: Serinc
Product: probable serine incorporator
Exons: 12
Coding region: 166-1530 (454 amino acids)
Cellular component (GO): membrane
Source: RefSeq, a predicted model, not a curated record